UCCCAUCGACACCUGCAGUUUUGGACGUUUUUCUUCAGUUUUGGUUCAACACGUUUGUGUGUGUGUGUGUGUGUGUGUGUGACCUUUUGGUUCAGUUUUUUGGAUGACUGAAACUGAACCAAAUUGCGUGUGCAUGCAUCCAUUGUAUGCAUGUAUCUACGCAUCACAUUUUUCUAACUGGACUGCACCACACUCGUGUAUUGCCAUGAAAAUAAAAUGUUGUGGUCUGGUUUCAUUUCUUAGCUGCUCAAGUGUAACAAUCCACACACUGUCUUUCAAUCUACCAACCAAGAGAUAUUGCUACCUAUCUAUUUGCCACUUGCUUGCAUUCAGAAAUUAUGUUGAUUUCCUCUGCUGCAAAAAGUCCAUCUUGUGUUAUUACGCUUGAUUUCUUCAUUCAGAGAAAGAACAUUGAGGCGUGGAAAGGUCUAUUCCCAAAUUUCUGUACCAAAGCACAUUCUAAGACCUUCUUAUGUGGGUGCAAACAUACUGCAAGAACUACCCGUCGUGCGCCAAAUACACAAUGCCGAAGGUAUCGCUGGGAUGAGAGCUGCUUGCAAACUUGCUUCCCGUGUACUGAACUUUGCAGGAACAUUGGUUAAGCCAUCAAUUACUACAAAUGAAAUCGACAUGGCAGGGCAUCAUAUGAUAGUUGAGGCGGGUGCUUAUCCUUCUCCACUUGGCUAUGGCGGAUUUCCUAAAAGUAUCUGCACAUCAGUAAAUGAGUGUGCCUGCCACGGACUACCUGAUUCAACACAGCUGCAGAAUGGAGACAUCAUAACUAUUGAUGUAAAUGUGUUCCUAAAUAAAGCAGAGUAUGCCAUUUCAGCGCACUACGAUCACACCUGUGUCUGGGAGGAAGUUCUUCAGAACAAGUGCUUAAACAAGUACAAUCACACUGCUAUCGACGGGCAAUUUUACUUUUAUCAGUUUGAGGGCCUGUGAAGUUUAAUGCCUCUGGCCAAGAUCCUGUUCUAGCGAGUUAUGUGCCUGAAGGUUCUUUCAUGCCUUUGGUUCAAUGAGGUCAACCGUUUCACCUCACGUGAUAAAUCGAGUUUUACAUACACUUGCUUGAAGCUCAUGAGAAUGAACGCUGGAAGAUAUUU
Triticum dicoccoides is the source of this 1106-nucleotide messenger RNA. RefSeq names its product methionine aminopeptidase 1B, chloroplastic-like. The transcript is spliced from 5 exons. NCBI's taxonomy places the organism in Eukaryota, Viridiplantae, Streptophyta, Magnoliopsida, Poales, Poaceae. Gene Ontology annotation, molecular function: metalloaminopeptidase activity. Bases 544 to 945 code for a protein of 133 amino acids. Gene Ontology annotation, cellular component: chloroplast. The record is from RefSeq and is a predicted model, not a curated record.